AUGAUUAGGAAGGGUGUUGAGCUAUUUUAUUUUAAGAAUGCUCGAUGGAGCCCUCCUUCGAAAUAUAACAUAAAGUGUAGUAGAAGGUUAUAUCAUAAACAUAUGAUUAACAAAGAGAAAAUAAUAAGAAAAGGAUUCUCAUAUGAAUAUAUAAAUGAUGAUGAAAAUUUUUUGUUUAAUAAAUAUAAUUGUGUAAAUUCUUUGGUUAAUUAUUACUAUGUUAAUAAAAAAUUUGAAGAAAUAAAUUUAUUAAUUAUCAAUAAACAAGAUGAUGGUAAAUAUAUGGAUGACAUUAUUAAUAUAUUGUAUGUUCUUUGUGUGAAGGGUAAUAUUAGUAUACUCGACAGAAGAAUAAAAUAUUAUGUUUCUUAUAUAUUAACAUAUGUGAAUGAAUAUAUGAGAGAAUUGUCUGAUCAUAAAAAUAAAAAGGUAAGCAAGAAUCAACAUAAUGAUAUACACAAUAAUAUACAUAAAGAUAUUACUACUGAUGAGUGUGGUUAUAUACAUAAAGAUAUUCCUACUGAUGAGUGUGGUUAUAUACAUAAAGAUAUUACUACUGAUGAGUGUGGUUAUAUACAUAAAAAUAUUACUACUGAUGAGUGUAAUAAAAAAAAGAAUGGUUGUGUGCAGAUGUACGCGGAUGAUAAUUAUUACAAUAGUCAUAAUAUAUAUAAUAAUGUUAAUAUAAAAGUAGAGAAUACGAUUAUUAAUAAUAAGAAAAAGUUUAUUAGUAUUAAGAGUUAUUUAUUAUUUCUUAAUAUUUUAAAAGUAUUAGAUAUGAAAAAUGAUUUUAAUAUAUUGUUAAAAUAUGUAAGUGAAAAUAUUCAUUUUUUUUCCAUAGAUAUUAUUCACAGAAUAGCCUUUAAUUAUGAUAUAAAAAAUAUGAAUAAUAUAAAUAAUAAUAAUCAUGAAAUAUUUUUUAAAGAAAUAUUAGACUAUAUAUAUACGUUAAUAGAUUACAACCCUUCUCUAUAUUUUAACCAAAUGAAAAGUAUUAAUUUAUGUAUUAAUAUAUGUACCAACUAUUUUUUUGAGAAACGAUAUAUAACAGAACAAAAAAAAAAAAAUGAUAAUGAAGAUAUUAUAUAUAUGUAUAAUUUAAAUUAUAUAUAUAUAAAUCAUAUUAUAACCUUUAAUAAUUUAUUACAUGAAUAUAAUACAACAAAAAAUAAUAUAGAAGAUUAUAAAUCAGAAAAAGAAUAUAAUAAUAAUACGAAAAAAAAAACUUUAUGUCUUUUUAAGAAAAGUAAAAAAAUUAUAACAAAUGUAUCAGAUAUUUUACAAAAAGGUGAUGUAUCAAAAAGUAUUAUUCAAUCUAAAUCACAAGAUAGAAAAGAAUAUAUAAAUUUAGAGGACAAUUUAAAUAUUAUAAAUGAAAAAUUGAAACAUAUUAAUGACUUUUAUUUUAAUUAUUAUAUGAUUGAUACUAUAUAUAUUUUAUAUAAUUAUUAUACAAAUUUAUUAAGGGAAACGAAGAAAAAAAAAAAAAAAAAAAAAUUAAUAAUGAAACAGAACUAUGAACAAAAGGAAGAACAUUUCCUUUUGUAUAUACCAGACAUAAAAAAUAGUAUUACGAAUAUAUUGUUACAUUUUAUUAAUAUUAUACAUAUCAACCUAAAUACGAAUCAACAAAAAAUUAAAAAUAAGAAAAUUAUACAAGCAUUAGAAAGAAUUUUAAAGUUAAGUUAUGAAUUUAAAGAUAAGUCAUUUAAUUAUGAAUCCUUUAUAUUAAAUUAUUGCAACAUGUUAUUAGUUAGUAAACUUGAUCUUUCUUUAGUUGAUAAUAUAAAAAUAUUAACAAUUUUUAAACAUAUAAGAAAAUCACACAGGGAAGGAAAUCAACACAAUGUACAGACACAAAGAAAACAAAGAAUAGAUAAGUCAUUAAAUACAUGUCAACAAAAAGAGAAAAAAAAAUUAAACGACAAUAAAUUAAUGUAUGCUACAGAACAUUGUGGAAAGAAGAAUGAAAUAUAUGAUAUAGAAGAUAAUAAAUAUAUUGAACAAACCAGUUUACAUAUUAAUCAAUCAAAUAUUUCUCAUAUAAGAGAAAAUAAUUUGGAAUCAUAUGAUAUAAACAAACAUUUGGAUAAUAUGAUAAAAUUAGUUUGUUGUAAUUUAAAAACUUGUGUACAUAAUUCAUGUGGUAAUAACAUUUGUAUGUUAAUUCCUCUAAUUUAUGAAUUUCAUACAUAUAUGGAUUGUGAACUGAAAAAUAUAUUAAUCGUUCAAAUUACAUGUAAUAAACAUAAUAUAAAUGAAAAUAAUUUAAUAAAUAUACUAAGAGUCUUUUGUAAAAUAAAAUAUAGAAAUGAUAUGUUGGAUCAAUUUUUUUAUAACCAAAAGAAAUUUAAUUUUUAUGAUAACUAUUUGCCUAGUCACAAACAAGGAUAUAAGAAAAAUUUAUAUAUCUUUUCUUGUCCAAAGAAUUUCUUUUUAUUCUUUUAUUAUAAAAGUAAAAAUAAUCUAUUCAAUUAUAAAGAUAUGUAUUAUAUUGAAAAUUAUGUACAAAAUAAUUUCUUAGAAAUGAAUAUAAAAGAUUUCCUUCUACUACUAUUAAUUUAUUAUAAAAAUAAAGUUUUUUUAUUACCACAAUUGUUAAUUAAAAUUCUUUCUAUUGUUAAUAAUGGAAAAAAACUUAUAACUGAAAAAAAAAAAUUAUUAUUCUUCUUAUACUUAUUUUCAAAAAAUUAUUAUCAUCUGUCAAACGAUAAUAGUGAAUGGAUAGAUAAUCAAAAUGAUCAAAAUACACAUUUAAUCAGAAAAAUUAACGUAUUUAGAAAAAGUCAAUAUAUUCAAGAACAUAUCAACCAUUUUAUCAACCUAAUUAAUGAUUUAUUUUAUUUUAUUUAUAAUGAAAAUACAAUUAAUUAUCCACCUGAACAAGUCAGGCUUCUUUUACAAGAAAAAAAAAAAAAUAAAAUAAAUAAAAUAAUAAUAAUAAAUAAAAAAAACAGCGAAAAUGGUGAACUAGCCAAAACAAUGAAAGAUGAGACAAAUAAGGACAAUAUGAGUUAUGAAAUAUAUGAACAAAGUGAAUCUAAUAGUGAAUUAAAUCAAAUAAGUAAUCAUAUGGAUUAUUCUAUUGAUGAAUAUAAAAUAAAUUUUACCAUAUUAAAAACAAAUUUGAUAAUGAUGAAAAUAUUAUAUAAUAUAUAUUAUGCUUAUUUUUCUUCAUCAUUUGAGAAAGGAAAAAGAGAAGGAAAAAAUAUUCUGAACAGUCAUCACGAAAAAUUAUUGAAUCAUUUGUAUAUAUGUUUUAAUGAAAAUUAUUCAAAAAAUGUUGAAGAAAUUAAAGACGUAGCACCUUUGUUAUAUUAUUUUACAUAUUUUAAUUUAUAUUCAUCUUUUUAUUUCGAAAAACAAAUGUCAUAUAUAAUGAUGAAUAAUAUAAUAGAUGAGCGAUUAAUUAAAUAUGUGAUGCUUAGUCACGUGUGUGUAAAAAAAAUUAUUCCGCACGAAAUUAAAAGUAUUAUAAAAAAAUAUGUGUUAGAAAAUUUUGCACAUUUUAGUGGUUCUUUUAAAAUUUUAUGUUUUAGAUUAAGUCAUCACUUUUUAGAUGUACCGAAUGGUGUAGCAUUGGAGGGGAAAAAGAAUAAUGUGGGGACAGAAAAAAAUGUGGACAUAUCAAUAUUUAAUGAACUCUUAAAUGAUUUGUUGAUAAAUUUAGAUCAUAUGAAACCAAAUCAUUAUUUAGUUAUAUAUUCUACCAUUUCCAAGAAUAUGAUAAAAAAUAAAAAAUAUUAUAUCGAAUUAUUUUAUCAUAUGAAUAAGAUAGCCACAUCUUACAAUAAUGAACAGUUAUUUUCGAUACUUUACUACAUGUAUAAAACAGGAUAUAGUAAACCAAAAAUAAGGAAAAAAAUAAGAAACCUUAUUUUGUUUCGUCAUAAAAAGAGGUUAAUACAUUUAAGUAUGUAUAUUAAAUAUAUCUUACCUCUUGAUGAAUUUGGUAUAUAUCAUUUAUUACCAAUUAAAUGUCAGAAUAUUAUAUAUGACAAGCUAACGGUCGAUGUAAAAUCUUUGAUACGACCACCUUUGCAACACAUGGAGACGCAGAUUAAUGAGGUCAAAAAUAUAAAAGUAAAAAAUAAGAAGAAAAAGGGUGAAACCUUGGAAGAAUCGUCCAAAGGAAAUGAACAGAACGAUGCUCCUAUAUAUAUCUUUGAACAGAUGGUCAAAAAUUAUUAA
This is a messenger RNA of Plasmodium falciparum 3D7, 4191 nucleotides long. RefSeq lists its product as uncharacterized. The record is from RefSeq and is a predicted model, not a curated record. NCBI's taxonomy places the organism in Eukaryota, Apicomplexa, Aconoidasida, Haemosporida, Plasmodiidae.